GUGAACUUAGCGCGCAAAACUUGAAUUUAGGCGUGAUGUCGCGCUCCAUCCUGCGUGCCCUGAAAUCGUUAUCCGCUGUUGGUCCAUCCGCCAUUCGGGCAAUUCCGAGAACAACGCAUUUCACUUUACUUCGAGUGCAAUCACGAGCUCCACUAUUUUCAACAGUUCAGAAGUGGUAUUCGUCGCAAGGUAAGGUGUUCAACAGUGUGCCGUAUUUCGUUUAGUUGAUAGACACUUCACAGAAGUGCUUUCGAAGGAGAUAAAACAAGAGAAAGAGAACGUUUACGAUAGCAGCCCACCCAAAGGAUUCUCUGUGGAAAAGUCUGAUGGCACUGAAAUAUUGCUGCGGAAGGAAUACUCAGAUGGCGUGUAUGGUUAACCUUUUCUCACUAAUGAUUGUGGUGCAGUUGCGUGGAAAUAGAAGUCGACCUUGCGGGGAGCGUCAAUCCUGAGUUUGAUGAAGCUGAAGACGAGUUAUCUGAGAAAAAAGAGGAAGCGCCAACUUUGGAGGCCCGCCCAGACAUCCGGAUCCGUCUGGUGAAACCAACUGGACGUUCGGUCAUUUUCAACUGUAGCUUCCCUUCCGGUGCCACACGGCAGCAAGCCUCCUCUGAGAACAGUAACAUCCCUACCUAUUCCGUGGACUCCGUGGAAAUGGAACGUCUCCCAGGCUACUUUGUCUACACUGACCUAUUCGAUGAUAACAUGUAUGACCACACCAUGCAGCUCCUGAUGGAAAGAAACUUGGACGCUAAAUUUCAGGAAGAACUCCAGGAUUUCUGCACAUCCGAAGAACACAAAUUGUACCUGAAAUUUCUAGACGAAUUCCACGCUUAUUGUAGAGAUUAAACGACAGUCACCUCUCGUUCGUAGCUUCGACUGGAGGAGCAUUUCACGACUGUGCAUCUCUUUUUACAUAAUAUUUAUUGAAUCGUGCUCUUUGUUUUAUCCAACGAGUUCCACUCUUCUCAGUCACCAGAACGUAGUAAAUCUCUCAUACGGUAAUUUCGGAA
Opisthorchis viverrini is the source of this 1013-nucleotide messenger RNA. RefSeq lists its product as hypothetical. Gene Ontology annotation, cellular component: mitochondrial matrix. Bases 655 to 849 code for a protein of 64 amino acids. Lineage: Eukaryota; Metazoa; Platyhelminthes; Trematoda; Opisthorchiida; Opisthorchiidae. The transcript is spliced from 3 exons. The record is from RefSeq and is a predicted model, not a curated record.